This is a messenger RNA of Penicillium chermesinum, 1245 nucleotides long. RefSeq lists its product as uncharacterized. The record is from RefSeq and is a predicted model, not a curated record. Gene Ontology annotation, biological process: transmembrane transport. NCBI's taxonomy places the organism in Eukaryota, Fungi, Ascomycota, Eurotiomycetes, Eurotiales, Aspergillaceae. The transcript has 3 exons. Bases 1 to 1245 code for a protein of 414 amino acids. Gene Ontology annotation, cellular component: fungal-type vacuole membrane. Gene Ontology annotation, molecular function: transmembrane transporter activity.
AUGUCAGCAACAGACACUGAACAAGGGAUUCCCGAGAAAGCCUCUAAAGAAGAGAAUGUGACCAAGUCCGGUGGAACAGGGGCUCCUGUGUUUGACCCCCCUCCUGAUGGUGGUCUCAAAGCGUGGUUGGUUGCCGCUGGCGGAGCCUGCAUUUUCUUCUGCGCUUUAGGGUUUUCGAACUCUUUCGGUGUUUUCCAAGAAUACUAUAUUCACCACCAGCUCAAAGGCCAGUCUGAUGAAAAGGUAGCCUGGAUUGGGUCUCUCCAAGCAUGUCUCCAGUUCAUGGCUGGUAUCAUCGGCGGCCCGCUGUUUGAUCGCUAUGGGUCUAUAGUUAUCCGCCUGGCCGCCGUAUGCCUCGUCUUCGGGGUAAUGAUGACAAGUCUAUGCAAGGAAUACUGGGAAUUUAUGCUAGCGCAGGGCGUCCUCAUGGGGAUCGCAAUGGGCUUCGUGCAGUUCCCCGCCAUGGCCGCCCUGACCCAAUACUUUAUGAAAAAGCGUGGUGCCGCUAUGGGGUUGACCAUCUCGGGAUCAUCGAUAGGGGGCGUGGUAUUCCCUCUCGCGCUGAGCAAGAUGCUCAAUUCCACGGACCUGGGAUACGGAUGGUCGGUGCGAAUCAUGGGGUUUGUCAUUAUCCCCGUGCUAUCUUUCGCAGCGGCCGUCGUAACGCCACGCCUCCCACCCCGCAAGUCCAGCUUCUUCGUUCCAUCGGCGUUCCUAGAUCCCAAGUUUGAUAUCCUCACGGUCUCUGUUCUCCUCAUCCUCAUUGGGAUGUUCAGCCCUCUGUUCUACAUCCCGAGCUACGCUGUUACCACGGGCAUGAAGGCCACGCUCGCUUCUUACCUGCUGGCGAUUUUGAACGCCGCAUCAACCUUUGGUCGGAUCAUCCCUGGAUUUCUGGCAGACAAAUUUGGGAAACUUAAUAUGUUUGCCAUCGGCUCACUCACGACUGGUGUUUGGUCUUAUUCACUUGCCACUGGCUUUGCCACUGGAACGAUCAUCUCCGGGGCGUCUGCCGCAUUUACGCUCUGUAUUAAGAACCCUCAGGAAGGUGGAGCCGUUCUGGGCAUGGGAAUGGGAGUUGGGUCUUUGGCGGCUUUGAUCGGACCCCCGGUAAAUGGCGUCCUGGCGAAUAAAUAUGGGUUUGGACCUGUGGGGUGGUUCAGUGGUGCCCUGUGUGUUGUGGGUGGGUUUCUGGUUCUCUCUGCGAAAAUUACCACCCCCAAAGGGCUUUUCGGGCGUGUUUAG